AUGGGCAGCCGGCCCAGCAGGGAGAAGGAGCUGGGCAGCCCCCAGCCGCCCCCCAGCGCCCGGCUCGCAGCUCCCAGCAGCUUCCUGGCACUGGCCACGUGUGACUUCCCCUGCGGCGGGGAGGCUGCCGCCGUCCUGAGGAUGGGGGAGCAGCUCCGCGUCCUCGCCGAGGACGGCGAGUGGUGGCUGGUGGCGUCCGUGGUGUCCGGCCGGCAGUGUCACAUCCCCAGCAGCUACGUGGCCAAGGUCUGGCACAGGUGGCUGUACGAGGGGAUCAGUCGGGAGAAGGCGGAAGAGCUGCUGCUCCGGCCUGGCAACCACAGUGGGUCGUUCCUGAUCAGAGAGAGUCAGACCAGGAAAGGCUGCUACUCGCUGUCGGUGCGGCGCACCGAGCACGUGUGCUGGGACGCUGUCAGCCACUACCGCAUCCAGCGCCUGCACAACGGCUGGCUCUACAUCUCGCCCCGGCUCACCUUCCCCAGCCUGCACGACCUGGUCGAGCACUACUCGGAGUGCGGGGACGGCCUCUGCUGCCCCCUCGGGGAGCCCUGCUACCUGGGAGCGGGAGGCCAAGCCCCAGCCCAGCAGCCGCCUCCGCCCGUGGCUGUCAAGAAGGCGCCGCUCGACUGGGAGCGCGUGGACAGCUCCGCGCUGUUCUCGGGGGCCGUGGCGCUGCCUGAGGAUGAGUCCCCCAUCAGCGUGGGCCUGCGGGAAGCCAUCAGCUCCUACCUGCUGCUGACGGACGGGGCGCCGCCGGAGAGCAGCCCGGCUGACAAGGGCAAGGGCAGGGAGCACAGCUGA
Messenger RNA from Nothoprocta perdicaria, 801 nucleotides. RefSeq names its product Src like adaptor 2 (gene SLA2). Gene Ontology annotation, molecular function: protein binding. NCBI's taxonomy places the organism in Eukaryota, Metazoa, Chordata, Aves, Tinamiformes, Tinamidae. The transcript is spliced from 7 exons. Bases 1 to 801 code for a protein of 266 amino acids. The record is from RefSeq and is a predicted model, not a curated record.